This is a messenger RNA of Trematosphaeria pertusa, 1527 nucleotides long. RefSeq lists its product as uncharacterized. The transcript has 2 exons. The record is from RefSeq and is a predicted model, not a curated record. Lineage: Eukaryota; Fungi; Ascomycota; Dothideomycetes; Pleosporales; Trematosphaeriaceae. The coding region runs from base 1 to 1527 and encodes 508 amino acids.
AUGGAAUCCGAGGAGUCCUACGAGGGCUACGAGGGCUACGAGGCCCAAUAUUCAGAUGUGUCGCGGUCGGAAACAGACCUUCACAACGACGAUGAAUCUGAUCUGAGGCAAGACGGUGCAUUUCUGGCGCAAGAGGAAAGGCCCUGCAUGGAUGGACACGCAUGGGCAGGGCAGCCAAAUGGCAGAGAGUCCUUCGAUAGGGCGAGCAGCACGUUCCCUCCUGCACUUGCCAUGGUCGACACGGAGGAAAUAGACGAGCAGCAGCAGUCAAACCGUGACUACUUCCUGUCGAAUCUGGGCGUUUUCACAAAUAACCGUCCUUUAGAGGAUCUUAACCUAACGGCCCACCAUUCGGACUACCGACAAUAUCCUGAUCCGCUACCGGGGUUGCCGCAACCUUCUGUAAACGAUGAAACCAACGCGAGACCGCCGUUGAUCGUGGCCGAGGAACACCAGCCCGGACAGCUGCAGGCGAGCUUUGGAGACAUUCCGCAGUACUCUUUGGAUAGCUACCAAGCUGUUAACGUGAAUGGAUGGGGCGGACAGGACGGACUUGGUGCUUUCUCAGCGGGAGGUGCUUCGGGGUACAAUGCUCAGCCUCAGGCUUACCAACCCCUAUUUCGUGGGCAGCAGCACUUUGGAGGGGGGCCGCAACUGGCUCCGAAUGCCAUUACGAUGUCCCAAAGGCACCGUCCGAUGUCUACGGCCGAACACAACAUGCCCGACGACCGCCCUUAUGUUCCGCAAGCGGGCCACCCACCACCGCCGGUAAGACUGCCCUUAUCGCGCGACGAUCCUUGGUCGCUCUUAAAUCCGAGGGCCGCGCCCAGUCGGAUUCGGCGAGAAGCACCGCCGGGCCCAACAGAAAGUUAUGAAAGACGGGGGCGUGCCCUUAGCCACGAUCGAUCGAGCGCCUCAUCGAACUUCAGCCUCGUAUAUUCUGGGUCUUCCGUCGGGCUGGAUACAAAUGAUCUGAGUGCGAGCACCGGAACGGUUAGGCAGGGCCCUGGUAAUGGUUAUGGUAGGCCACCACCCGCCCUUGAGCAUCGGCCUGAGAGGCAGCCGUCACAUUAUGACGCUCCCGGCAACCAGAACCCAGCAGCGGCAGGGAAUGCGCCCAUGCUGGAUAGUUACGUCCAUGGUUUUAAGCCACAGGGCCAACCUGGUCCAUCUGGACUACCUUUUCAUUCCACAACACACGAGACCGACGGUCAGCAUCUGUCUAUCCCCUCGAGUCACAUGGUAGGCUCGGGCCCUUCUUCACCCAGCCCUUCCAACACAUCAUCGUCGACUCCCCUCAUCUUGGUUUGCAGCCAUGACGGCUGUGACCAAGAGUUCACCGGAGAUUAUCGAAAAGGGAACCUGGCGAGGCAUCUUAGACUCAAGCAUGCUCCUGGAGGAAGGAUAUACCCCUGUGAAGGUGGCUGCGGCAAACAUUUCAACCGUCAAGAUGCGAGGUUGAAACACUAUCGUAAAUAUCAUCCGCGGCUUGCCUCGCCUCAUGUUCCUCGAGGGGCCCGCUCUUAA